This is a messenger RNA of Cololabis saira (Pacific saury), 477 nucleotides long. RefSeq names its product histone H3-like. The transcript has 2 exons. The coding region runs from base 1 to 477 and encodes 158 amino acids. The record is from RefSeq and is a predicted model, not a curated record. Gene Ontology annotation, cellular component: nucleosome. Gene Ontology annotation, molecular function: DNA binding; structural constituent of chromatin; protein heterodimerization activity. NCBI's taxonomy places the organism in Eukaryota, Metazoa, Chordata, Actinopteri, Beloniformes, Belonidae.
AUGAGUUCACUGGUGGUGUUUCAGAAACUUAGAAGUGACCUGUUCAAAUCCAAAAAAUCAGUCGCCAUGGCCAGAACCAAGCAGACCGCUCGUAAGUCCACCGGAGGCAAAGCCCCCAGGAAGCAGCUGGCGACCAAGGCCGCCCGGAAGAGCGCCCCGGCCACCGGCGGAGUGAAGAAGCCUCACCGCUACAGGCCCGGUACCGUGGCUCUGAGGGAGAUCCGCCGCUACCAGAAGUCCACGGAGCUGCUGAUCCGCAAGCUGCCCUUCCAGCGGCUGGUGAGAGAAAUCGCUCAGGACUUCAAGACCGACCUGCGCUUCCAGAGCUCUGCCGUCAUGGCCCUGCAGGAGGCCAGCGAGGCUUACCUGGUGGGGCUGUUCGAGGACACCAACCUGUGCGCCAUCCACGCCAAGAGGGUCACCAUCAUGCCCAAAGACAUCCAGCUGGCCCGCCGCAUCCGCGGGGAGAGAGCUUAG